AUGCCCCUCUACGAAAUCCAACACAUCUGCCCCCUAACCCCCUCCCAACAAGACGACCUCGCCCUCGCCAUAACCCGCAUCCACAGCACAAAGUUCACCACCCCAAAGAUGUUCGUCAAUGUAAAAUUCACCGAUGCCACCUCCCACAUCACCUACGUCGGCGGCAAGCGUCGGCAGGGAAACCACAUCAUCGCAAACGUUCGUGCAGGACCGAGUCGCACGCAGAAAGAUUGGGAUAGCCUGUGCCACGAGAUUAUGAGCGAGUGGAAUCGCAUUGUGCCCAUGCCGAAGGUCAAGAGGAGUGCGCCGGAUGAGGAUCAUACGUUGAGGAGUUGUAUUCUGCUUGGGGGGAUUAUUGGAGGGUAUGAGGCGGGUUUCAUGAUUCCGCCGGCGGGUGGGGAUGUGCAGUGGAUAAAGGAUAACUGGGACGAGUUCAAGAUGAAGGCGGAGAGUGAUGAGGAGUUCAAGGAAAUGGUGGAGGAGGUGGAGCAGAGGGGCAUGAUGAAUGGGGCGGGGAAGAGUACGAAGGAGAAGUUGGAGGAGGCGCUGGGUUGGGGGGAUAGUGCUUAG
Messenger RNA from Fulvia fulva, 570 nucleotides. RefSeq lists its product as uncharacterized. Bases 1 to 570 code for a protein of 189 amino acids. Lineage: Eukaryota; Fungi; Ascomycota; Dothideomycetes; Mycosphaerellales; Mycosphaerellaceae. The transcript has 2 exons. The record is from RefSeq and is a predicted model, not a curated record.